Molecule: messenger RNA, 1443 nt
Organism: Diaporthe citri
Lineage: Eukaryota; Fungi; Ascomycota; Sordariomycetes; Diaporthales; Diaporthaceae
Exons: 1
Coding region: 1-1443 (480 amino acids)
Source: RefSeq, a predicted model, not a curated record
AUGCUCAACCCAACGACCCAUGAGUUGGUCUUCAUCCGUGUCUGUGUCUUCUUUCUCACAUACCUACCGUGCAUCAUACCGUUUCUGCCUCCUCCGUUCUGGGUGCUCCUUCCGGUUGAGGCGCUCUAUUACUUCCUCAUCCUCCGACCGUUUGAGCGUCGGCUGUCGUGUCGAGCCAGGCACCCGCCACACAAUGUCGACAGACAGGCUCUCUUCCAGCGCUGCCUGGAGAAUGUGCCUGAUCCCGAACGCUAUCUGAGCUUGUGGGCUUUGGGCGCCCGCCCCGACGAUAUCAAGCGCGACAACGUCAGGGACUUUCUGCUCUGGGCCUUCUUCGAUCGCGACAGUGUCGCCCCUGAGAUCGAGGACGAGCUCGAGGGAUACAUCAACGAGACUGAAGAGCUUCUCGGCCGCUCUCUUGCUCCCGGCAGAGGCCGCGCUGUGCCCAUGCGCCUGACCUUCGACCACGUGCCCACCAGGUAUCGCAGCGUGGUUUGGUACAUCAUCGUCGGCUUGGUUGACUCGGCCACCCAUUGCCACCUUUUAUGGCACGGCUUCGACUUCUGGCCCUCGCCCUUGCGCACAAACCUACUGCGUGUCUUCCCGCCUCGCCUGCUGGCCUCGGCGGAAUUGGUCAGACGACAGUCACCAUCCGAUGAGCUCUGCUACUGGUAUCGUCGUCCUCGGAGCCCUACCACGGGCAUCUCGCCCACUCUUCCGAUCGUCUUUCUCCACGGCAUUGGCAUCGGCCUCCACCCCUAUGUUCCAUUUCUCGCCUCGCUCCCAUCGACCAGCCCCAUAAUCGCCCUUGAGAUCCUCCCUAUUAGCAUGCGGCUGACCAAGUCCAAUAUCCUGGCAAGGCCAGACUUCCUACGGCACCUGAAGGAGAUCCUCCGCCACCACCACAUAGACCAAUUCGUCCUCGUCGGGCACUCCUACGGCACCGUAAUGGCCACCCACGUCUUGCACGACUCGGAAUUGAGCCUGAGAGUUGAGGGUGUCAUGUUGGUUGAUCCGGUCACCCUGUUACUACACUUACCGGAUGUGGCCUACAACUUCACAAGGAGGACACCCCAGACUGCCAACGAAUGGCAGCUGUGGUACCUCGCGAGCAUGGAUCCAGGAAUCGCUUUGGUCCUGGGGCGGCACUUCUUUUGGAGAGAAAACAUCAUUUUCAAGGAGGAGCUGGUCGCGGGCCGCCAAGCAGCCGUCUGCCUUUCGUCGCGCGAUCUCAUCGUCGACACCAUGGCGGUGGCACGAUACCUCAUCAAUGAUGAUGAUGAUGAGGCUUGCAAGGUUCUAGAGGCGGCCAAGGGGUCAAGCGUCCUGACAAGCUCAGGAGUCGAGCUCCUCUGGGUCGAGCUGGACCAUGCACAGGUGUUCGACAAGAGUCAUGACUACAGCAGGGUUAUAGAGACGGUUCGACGGUUCGCUACGAAGUAA